This is a messenger RNA of Pelobates cultripes (western spadefoot toad), 9506 nucleotides long. NCBI's taxonomy places the organism in Eukaryota, Metazoa, Chordata, Amphibia, Anura, Pelobatidae. The record is from the annotation of a GenBank genome assembly.
AGAUGGAAGAAACAGAAAUCUCUGAUUGCUGGCAUAUUAUUGAAGAUGCAGAUCUUAAGAAAGAAAGUGGUUGGCUGUGUUAUGAGCAGAAGACCUUUGCUAGGUGAAUCAAAUUUUCUUACUUUUGACAAUAUGCAUUAUUCUUGAUAAUGAAGUAGAUCUGACCAUUGCUGUCAUUGAUUGUUAUCUGGGGAAAGCAGACAAUUUUGCUUUUUUUCUAGAUAUAGAAGUAACUUCAAUGUCUAGUUUCAUUCAAACAGUUCAACUUUACAAUAUAAAAAAAGUCAAAAAAUUAUACAUUUCUCAAGGGUUAGUCUCAGAUUUUAUGUCAAGACACGGAGGCUCAUAUUGUUUAACCCUUUCUUUACUGCCCACCAAUAGCAGGAAAGAAUACAACAGUAAUAAAAAAUGGUAACCAUAGUGAUAGGCCACACCCAUACCAAGUCCCAGUAUAAUAGUCAGCACAUCCCCACACAAUUUUCUCAUACUAUGCUACUAUUCUCUUUUUGAUUUCUGGUUAUUUAUAUGAGUUAUUUAUUGUUAUUUGAACUUCUAUUACUCUUUUUGUUGAUAAUUCCUGUCUGCUUUCAUUUAUCUAGUUAUUAAGGAAUUUGUUCUGUUUUUUAUUACAUGCUUGUUUUAUACUAUAUAUUAUGUUGGUUACCUUUGAGCACUGGGUUCCAGACCUUCCCUAUGUUUUAUUCUGUGUGUUAUCCAUGCUCACUUGCUUCUUCUGAUUACUAACUUAUCUCAUUAUAUCUUUCCUCACUACCCUUUGGCUCCAUUUUCUCCUUCUCUCCAUUUAUUUGGUGCCAUUUUGCACCUGUUUUCCGUCCUGUUCGGCUGUUUUCGUGAAAGAAUUCUAACCAAUUCGGUAAAUUCUUCAUGAACACAUGCCGUUCGCUUGUUUUUUCGAACACUUAGCUUCAUUCGUCUGUUUUGCCGCGUUCGGCUAUUUUUCAUUCGAACGUUCAGUGCAUUCGCCUGUUUCCUAUUCAUUACUUUCAUCUAUUUAUCCCAUUGAAUUCACCUCUUUUUUGCUGAACGUUCGGCUCUUUAACUUGAUGAAUUGACUGUAUUUUGCGAGAUUGCCAGCGGCCAUUUCCUGACUUCCUGUCUCUCUGACAUUGUGCGUGUUCUCUUCCUAUCUGCCGGUCUGGACCCUAGUGAGCUCCCUAUCUAUACCCUCUUAGGUUAUACUAGUUUGGGGUGAUUAACUCCUGCUAGUCUCCUCUGCUCUGAUUUAGCUUUAUACCAUACUGGUUAUAUUGUUGUUAAAGUUUUGUUGGGGAAUAUCUAACAGCACUACCAUGCCCAGAUCUAAAGUGCCUGCCAGCCGCCUAGGGAGAUGGACAUGCCCGAGGUUUUAGAUAACCCAUCUUCUAAUUCUUCUCCUUCUUCUGUUGGGGACCUUAUGCCCCUGUCUGAUGAGACCCAGUCCCUGGCGCUACAGCGCUCAGUUUCUGACACCAUUAUGGCUGCUAUGGGCUCCAUGUCCUCUGUCCUCUCCCAGACCAUAUCACAGGCCUUACUUGCACGCCCUUUGGCCGCAGAAGGUUCGGCCACGCCGACACGCUUAGCGCUACCGGCUACUGACCCUAUAGGGGAGGCACCAAAAAAGGCUACUGCCAAAUCCAGGCACUCAAAUCUCCCUGCCUCCAGAACCAACACGACUGGUGUGACUAUAGCCACCCAUGACAGCGUGCCUAUGUCACGCAAGAGAGCCUUUCCGCACCAGGCAGAACGGGCGCGGCAGUGUAAAUGUGCUAGAGCACAAAAAGAGAGCGACUCCGACUCAGAAAUUGGUUCUAGUGAGGAUGCUGACGCUGAGUCUGUGGAUGACUCUGAUGACGAAUUUUGUGGGCAGAAGUCUGACCUUUUUGGCCCUGCUCAUUCUGCGGUGGUUUGCGAGUGGCCCCAGGAGCGACUUCCCCACUACUGCGGGCUCCACUGUCAUGGAUCCAUCAGAGGUUGGUAGAAUGGCUCCCAGUGGACCAUGUGGCACGGUACCUUGAAAACUGGGUACGAAGGCCCCCUCAGUAAGGUGGCACGUAAUAAACUUAGGGCGGAAUGCCCAAGACCAUUGGUACCUUGCAAAGUCUGUGAGACCCCUGUAGUGGACCCUAAGAUGACCCAAUUCCUCUCCAAAAUGGGUUGGAAUCCCCACAAGGGUCUAGAUUCAGCACUUAAAUCGUGCCAAGAUAAACAUCUUGAUAAAUUUGGCCCUUUGGCCAAAUUGUUUGAUCUGGCUGAAAUCGCCAGAGCCGAGAACCGGCAAGUUGACCUGGAGGAACUCCGUGGUUGGGUGCAGAGGGCUAUCUGCAUUGCAGGCGGUGUAAACGCCUCCCUGUCCAUUGAAAGGCGUAAAGCCAUUCUGUUCAAGAUUGAACCCAAACUGGCCAACCUCGCCCUCACAGAGGCAGGCAAGGAUGCCCAAGGUAUUUGGGGACUCCUUUAUUAAGGACCUGGGGCGCUUUGUGGGUGCAUUCACAGCCCUAGAUAAGGCCCAAUCCUCCAUGAAGAGGGUGUUUCAGGGGCGGGUCUCUACCAGGGCCGGCAGAUUCAGGUGUUGUCUGUCCGGCCGCUCCAAUUACCAUGCCCGUGGAUCAGGACAAGGCUCCUACACUCAGAGAACACCCUACCAGGAGACGAGACAGCAGUCUCCUUUCUUCCCCUCUCUUGGAAGACCAUGGCGUUCCAGAGGCUUCAGAGGGAACCCCGGUCUACCUCAUGUUUCUUCCAAUAUGUGUGUAGGGAGCAGACUCCGUCAUUUUUUCCUCACUUGGUCAACCAUCACCUCAGAUCUCUGGGUUCUGACCACAGUUCGGGGGUUUCACAUCGAACUGGUGGACAAUCCAUGUCACGUUCCCCCACCUCGCCCUAUUUUGCUUUCUACAACCGACCAUGCCUUGAUAGACACAGAACUAAUGGCCCUCCAUGCAAAAGGGAUGAUAGAGGUGGCCCCGGUGUCCUCCACAGAGGUGAUCAGCAAUAUUUUCCUAGUGGAAAAGAAAGGUGGACAAAUACGCCCUGUUAUCAACCUCCGUGCCCUAAACACCUCAAAAUGGAGGGCAUCCACCUCCUGCGACACUUACUCCUUUAGUGAGACUGGAUGGCAAAGUUAGACUUGAAGAAUGCCUACCUGACGGUCCCAGUGGCCGAGUCUUCCAGGGACCUGUUACGUUUCCUCUGGAAAGGAGACACCUGGCGCUUCGCGUGCCUCCCCUUUGGACUGUCGUCAGCCCCUUGGUGCUUCACGAAACUGAUGCACCCCGCCAUGGCUUGGCUGCGCAGUCGGGGAGUCCGGCUAAUCGUCUAUUUGGACGACAUCCUCAUCAUGGCACAGGAUCGUUCAGUCCUUCGUAAACAUCUUCAAUUGACCUCCUCUCCCGUCUGGGUUUUCUCCUCAACUGGGAAAAAUCCUGCCUGUCUCCUUCACAUCGCAUGGAGUUCCUAGGCUUCAUGGUAGAUUCCCAAGUGGAGUCACUGAGCCUCCCUGCCUCCAAGAUAUGGACAAUCCGCAAGGAGCUGCGCCACGCUUUAACGCGCACCCAGCUAUCUCUACGCCACCUGGCACGGAUCAUUGGCCUUCUGGCAGCAUCAAUCCAAGUGGUGUUCCCAACCCCACUCCAUUAACGUGCCCUCCACUGCCUGAAUAUCGCACACCUUCGCGGGGGGCGUCCUAUGCGGACAUGAUCUCCCUGGACUCAGAGACUCGAGACGAAUUGACCUGGUGGAUCCAGAACCUCUCGGCUUGGAAUGGCAAGGCCAUCUUCGGCUCCCAAGCAGAGUUCAUGGUGGACUCAGAUGCCAGUCUCCACGGCUGGGGUGCCCAUUGCAACGGGGUGACUACCGGGGGUCGCUGGGCGGCAGACGAAUCCCACCUCCACAUCAAUGCUCUGGAACUCCAAGCGGGUUCAUUCACGAUCCGGAGUUUUGCGAACGGGACUGCCAGCUCAUGCAUCCACCUGCGCAUGGACAACAUCUCAGCGGUCCACUAUGUCAACCACAUGGGUGGCACUCAAUCUGCACUCCUGGCCCGCUUGGCGAAGGACUUCUGGGCUUAUUGCUUGGACAGGAACCUGGUGGUCCAGGCAGAAUACCUUCCCGGGCUCCACAACACUCACGCGGACUGGAGUUCACGCUAUCUGUCGAUUGGAGAUUGGAUGUGGGAGUAUUCUCCGCUAUAUUGUCCAUAUGGGGUCCUUUUGCCAUCGACCUCUUCGCGUCCAGGCUCAAUACCCAACUACCCUGGUUCUACAGCUGGCACCCGGAUCCAACCGUGGAGGCAGUGGACGCCUUCCUACAAGACUGGACUGGCUCACUCCUCUACGCCUUUCCCCUGUUUGCAAUGAUACCUCGGGUCCUGCUCCAAGUUCACCGCCAAAUGGCCGACCUGAUCCUACUAACCCCAUUCUGGGGGACCCAAUCCUGGUUCCCACAACUCCUGGAACUGGCGGUAGACGUGCCCAGGCUGCUGCCGUCUCUACCGAACCUCCUCCUGGACCCAUCGGGCCUCCAGCAUCCCCUCCUGGUGGACGGGUCAUUACUACUGCUCGCGUGGAGGAAUUUCGUGAGUCCCUGGGAAAUCCAAGGGGUUUCGGACGCAACUCGACGCCUCCUGGCUGACGCAUGGGCUCCCGGGACUAGACGAGCAUAUGGGAGCUUGGAGAGCUGGUGCCUGGCUCGGAACUUGGAUCCCGUUUCAGCACCUGUGACUGCGAUCCUCCUAUUCCUGACUUCGUUGUUUGAAGCUAGUCGGGCAUAUCGCACGAUUAAUUCAUACAGAUCGGCCAUCUCCUUGGUUCACCAAGGAUUUGACGGCUGCCCAGCAGGCCAACAUCCGUUAGUGUGCCGCUUACUUAGGGGCUCACGCCUGUCGCGCCCCCUAGACCUCGUUACUCAUCUACAUGGGAUGUCUCCUGGGUUUUGUCGCUGUUCUCCUCCUGGCCGCCUAAUGCAGAGCUCUCCCUGAGACAGCUGUUGGCCAAGCUGGUCUCCCUGUUCUGUCUCAUUUCAUGCAAACGGGUAUCGGAUGUUCGUGCCCUGGACUAUGAUGCUAGGUCUUUCACUCUGGACUGGGUGACGUUUAACAUUUCCAGAUGCAGCAAGACCGCUAUUCGAUCGGUUUCUUAUCCAAGCUUCCCUGGUACUCCAGCCCUAUGCCCGGUGGCCUACCUGCGGGAAUAUGAACUUCGAACGAGCGCACAUCAAGCUACGUCAUCUCCCCAGCAGUUUCCCUCGCUUCGUCGCCCCUUCUCCCCUGUGUCCAGUACUACAUUGGCUCGCUGGGUGAAAUGGGUGAUGUCUCUGGCCAGCGUGGAUACGUCCAUCUUUGGUGCCCACUCAGCCCGAGGGGCAUCGGCCACGUCCAUGGUGAAUUCAGGUGCACGUCUGGAAGACCUGAUGAGAAUGGCCGACUGGCUCCCGCGAAUCCACUUUUCGUGAGUUUUACUUUUGACCUUUGCCUCACGUUUUUUCUCCAGUUAUUGAUCAGCUUUAAACUUGCAAUAUGAGCCUCCGUGUCUUGACAUAAAAUUACAUGAUUUUGCUAUUUCAUGAUGAAAAGUCAUGAUUUUAUGAAAAACACGGAGGCGAGUCAUAGUUAUUUUACUGAUUUACCCCACCCGGUUGUUUAUCCUCUCCAGGGUUGGUAGGUAUUCAUUAUGCGCUCUGGGUUUUGUAUGGUUUCAACCGUUUAUUAGCCUGUUCAUGUUACGUGAUUAUUCAAAAUGCCUAUGAUGAAUUAUGCACACUGUGUUGCUUCUGUCUAGUUAUAAAAUUAUGUCUUGGCAUGCACACUUUGGUUUAGGUACUGAUCUAACCAUUCGGCUCCUGUCUUUUGUGUUUGUGGAUUUUGGAUUGCCUGUUCUAUUUGGCUUGGACUGUUUCAUCGUUCCUGUUUUGUUGUUAUUGUCUCGCAUCUCCAAAGAAAGAGGAAAUGUGUGGGGAUGUCCUGACUAUUAUACUGGGACUUGGUAUGGGUGUGGCCUAUCACUAUGGUUACCAUUUUUUCUUACUGUUGUAUUCUUUGCUGCAAUUGGUGGACAGUAAAGAAAGGGUUAAGCAAUGCUCGCCUCCGUGUCUCUCAUAAAAUCAUGACUUUUUGUCAUGAAAUAGCAAAAUCAUGUAAUUAUCUGAGACAUAUGCCCUUGGUAUUUACAUAGUGUCCCUUACCUUUUCUUCCCUGAGUAAAUAUGUUAUUACAUAUUGAAUAUACGUUUAAAACUAAUAAAACUAUUGGGUUUAUUAAGCAGGUAUUAAUUGUUGUUUACUUUUACAUGGCAUAGUUUCUCGUAAAGAAUAUUGCACACACCAAUUAUCCUGGGGUUACUUCCAGCAGGGUGCUCCAAACAGGGUGGACUAAUGUCCCUUAAAAGAUAUAAUUGUGAAAAAGUCGUCUGGGCACCUCUGGAGAUUUUUUGAUAGGCAGUCUUUAUUUGGAGUGCAGAUUAAAAUACAACUUUUCAGCUCCCAUGACUUGACAAACACUGCCAAUCAAAGAAACCUCCAGCUGUGCCCAGACCACUUUUUCACAGUAUAGUUUCUUGUGAUACAUUACAUUUGCACAGUUUGAACUCAAUUUAAUACUCUUUCCAAAUGAUUCAAUGCUGUUAGAAGAAUUUUACAGAUUAUUUAUCUACAGACGUCAUCAUUAAAGUCCACAGGUAUUUUCUAAAUAAAUCAUUUGGAAUUGUUCUCUAACAGUAUUAAAUCAUUUGCACUGCUUUUUAAAUCAAACCCUUUAUUGGCAAAUAUAUUUAAUGUAUGAUAAACAUAAAGGGGCCGUAGUACUUUGCCCAUUGCCUUACAGUCUAGUAAAUACAGUACUUUUAUACAAAGUUAUUAGCAAGAUAACUUGUGAGCUUACAAUCUAUAGAAAACAAUGGGGAGCUGACAUAAAAAGCUGCAGGGGUUGAUUAUUAUUAUUAUUAUUGAUUACUGUUUCUUAUUGAUAUAUUCAAACACAGUGUAACUUGUAAGAUAAUUAAAUAGCUAAGAUUAGAGACAGCUGAAUUACCAUAUUAUAAAGGAAGGUGGGCCAAGAAUGGGUGGUAGGAGGGUGGAUAGUGAUAGUAAAACAAAAUUGGACAUGGUUGCAGGGGGAAGCCCAAGUACAGGCAUAAUCUGUAGUUGGAAGAAAUUAAAAUAAUUCAGAGAUGCAAUGUAUAUGCUUUUCUGUAGAGAGUCAGGGAGGAAAGAAGGUGGUGGUGGAGAAGAGUGUAUAUCAACUGGUGAUAUAAUUAGUUUGCCAAAAUGGUUAACUCUAUCUCCCUAAAUAUAAAUUAUACACAUUUAAACAACUGUAAUAAAUAGGUACAAGAGAAAUAGUAAAAGCUGUAAAAUACUGUAAGAUAAUUAGCUAAAAAUGCACAAAACCAAAUGGAUUUCCAGUCUUGAUUGAAGUGUACCUUAAAUUACUGCUUAAUAUAUUGCAAAAUUUGGACGUGGUUGCAGAGAGAAGAGCGGGUGCAGGGGUAUUCUGUAGAUGGAAGGGAAUUAAAAAAAAAAUAAGGGUUAUGGCAAAAGGCUCUUUUUCCCUAUUUGAGAUUGACAUUUUAAAUCAACUUGGAAAGAUUAACAUAUUUAUUUAUUUUUGUCCAGCUUCACAUGCUCAGGCUGUAAUCAUCAUUGGAGCUCAGGAGUUGUUUGCAUUAUGUUCCUCAUGCUGAAAAACAAAAAACAGAGAUCUGGCACAGUAAAGAUGAGGAUCUUCAGACAGCAGUGUAGAAGAUGCAGCUUUUCUUUGAUGGAAAAACCAAUAAUAACUUCUGAAAACAUAAGAAGAACUAUUAGUAAUCUGGUCAUGAAGAUUGAGAGAGCAUUCUAUCAGAAGAAUAAUGUGUGUGUAGAGUUUAAACCUGUAUCCACUGGUAAAUCAGAUGGACCUCAUGACAAGAUGCGCUGUGAGGGAUGUAAACUGGGUUUCUGUGAAGUGCAAAAAUGUCCUACGGGUCAUGAGAGAAAAACUGUGGAAUGUCAUACAACAGUAGGAAUGUCAUACAACACAGGAGAACACGAAUAUUUAAAAACCCCAAAAAGCACAAUUCAAAGACAUCAAAUGAGUGAAAGAACGUGGGACUACGAAGAAGAACAAGAAUGUAUAAGAAAUAAUGAAGGCAAACAUAGAGCUUCCAAGCGCAAAACUGUGAAAAAACAGCAUACAAUAGGAAUGCCACACAACACAGGAGAGCAAGAAUAUUUCAACACCCCAAAAAGUCAGAUUCAAAUACAUCAAAUAAGUGCAAAUACUUUGUGGAAUCACAAAGAAGAACAAGAAAGGUUAAGAAGUCAUGAAACAAUAAAUUUGAAACAUAACACUAAUAAAGGCAAACAUGCAAAUUCCAAGCGCAAAACUGUAAGAAAAAAAACUACAGUAGGAAUGUCACACAACACAGGAGAGCAAGAAUAUUUCAACACCCCAAAAAGCCAGAUUCAAAUACAACAAAUCAGUGCAAGUACUUUGUGGGACUACGAAGAAGAACAAGAAUGGUUAAGAACUCAUGAAACAAUAAAUUUGAGACAUAACCGUGAUAAAGGCAAAAAUACCUUCAGUAAAUUUCCACUUUCUGCUAUCAUUUUUGGAAUUGGAAUAGCUAUAUUCCUCUCACGGAAAUAUUUUCAUUGAUGAAAGUUUGACAGUACAUGGUUAGAAACAUAGAAACAUAGAAUGUGACGGCAGAUAAGAACCAUUCGGCCCAUCUAGUCUGCCCAAUUUUCUAAAUACUUUCAUUAGUCCCUAGUCUUAUCUUAUAGUUAGGAUAGCCUUAUGCCUAUCCCACGUAUGCUUAAACUCCUUUACUGUGUUAACCUCUACCACUUCAGCUGGAAGGCUAUUCCAUGCAUCCACUACCCUCUCAGUAAAGUAAUACUUCCUGAUAUUAUUUUUAAACCUUUGUCCCUCUAAUUGGUUGUUCCCAAUAUGACCAUACUUGUGAAAAAAAUGAUUAAAUUAAGGGAGGGAGAGUGCAACUGCGCACCCCAGGAAGCGGGGGGAUUGACACUCUACUCUCUAAGCCUAACUCCUCACAACAAAGCUAUUGUAUAUAGUUAACACCGCUUGCCACUUAUACCAAAAAUUUAGACGAAGACACCCACAGAAAACUUAAUGUAUAUAAUAUGCCUAAACUGACAACUGUCAAAUGCAUGCACUGCGCUAAUGUAUGACACUGCGCUGUCUUUUUCGAAAAUGUACAUGCUUUCAUGUUUAUCAUCUACUUCGUCAAACCAAAAAUAAAGAAUUAAAAAAAAAAAAAAAAUGAUUAAAUUAUUUUGGAUUAGAACAUGAGUGCAUACAAAUAAAAAUAAAAACCUUAAAUUAACCCCGCAAGGACCGGACUGUUUUUGCGAUGUUGUACAUUUGUGACCAGGCAUCUUUUUACACUUUUGUGGUGUUUGUGUUUAGCUGUAAUUUUCCGCUCUCUCAUUUACUGUUCCCAUACAAAUUAUAUAUAUUUUUUUAGGAUAAAAAAGGCUUUCUUUACAUACCAUUAUUUAUAUAAUCU